Molecule: messenger RNA, 4995 nt
Organism: Ornithorhynchus anatinus (platypus)
Lineage: Eukaryota; Metazoa; Chordata; Mammalia; Monotremata; Ornithorhynchidae
Gene: TAF4B
Product: TATA-box binding protein associated factor 4b
Exons: 15
Coding region: 49-3321 (1090 amino acids)
Biological process (GO): DNA-templated transcription; transcription initiation at RNA polymerase II promoter
Cellular component (GO): transcription factor TFIID complex
Molecular function (GO): protein heterodimerization activity; RNA polymerase II general transcription initiation factor activity; DNA binding
Source: RefSeq, a predicted model, not a curated record
CCCCUGGCCAGCCGAGCCCGCGAUGCAGCGGGGGAUGAUCCGGCCCCCAUGAGCAGCAGCAGCAGCAGCAGCAGCAGCCCGGCCAACGGGACCCUCCGCACCCCCGCGGCGGCCGGCCGGGCCCUGCCCACCACCAUCACCUCCUCCAUCACCUCCACCACCACCUCCACCACCACCAUCCAGCUGCCGGCCAACUUCCACAUCCCCCCAGGAACGGUUCUGAUCCGAAGUAACAAUGGUCAGCUGAUGCUAGUGACCCAGCAAGCUCUGACGCGCGCCGAGACCCCAAGCCCCCUGAAUGGACGACUGGCGGCCACGACGGGCACGGCCCCGGUCAGACUCUGUGCUGUACAGAACUCUGGCACUCAGUUAAUCAAGAAAGUGGCAGCACCCAUCAGGACGGUAACUCCUUUGGGAAGCGCCGAGACACCAGCUGUUCAGAAACCUUCUGCCGUUCAACCCGUGGCCACCCCCAAGAGCGUUGUGUCGGUUACCCCGGUCACCCCGCUGAGUACUGUGGCUCCGUUGAAAUCUUCUGCUCCUGGAGUGACCCCCGUCCCCUCAGCUCUGCCUGCCGCCAACGCCCUCAAAGCUGACAUUCCCGGAGCAGCCCCGACCGACUUCUCCACGGAGAUGUUGGAGAACGUGAAGAAGUGCAAGAACUUCCUCGCCAUGUUAAUCAAACUGGCCUGCAGUGGCGUCCAGUCACCAGAAAUGGGUCAGAAUGUGAAGAAUCUGGUCCAGAAUCUGUUGGAAGCAAAAAUUGAGCCAGAGGAAUUCACCAAAGAACUGUAUAUUGAACUCAAGUCAUCUCCUCAACCUCACCUGGCCCCUUUCCUGAAGAAAAGUAUGAUGGCCCUCCGCCAGCUAAUGCCCAACUGUGAGAGUUUUAUUCAGCAGUGUGCCCAGCAGCCCACGCAUUUAGCCGUCUCCACGGGUGCCCAGACCAUGGUCUCGCCCGCUCCUCCGGUGACUCCACGGCAGUCUGAAAAGACGGCAGUCGUCUCUGGAGUCGAUCCUCGUGGACCCGCCUCCCUCCAGGCUGCAAGACCAGGGGCGGCUUCUCAAGGAACAGUUGCUGUGCCCGCCUCUCUUCAGCCUGUGAGGCCAGGGGUGACCACGGUAAUGGCCCCGUCUCUUCAGCCCGGGAAGCCAGCAGUCUCCUCUGGAGCUGUGCCGUCCACCACUGGGUCGCUCCAGCCUGUGAGAACGGCGAUGGUUUCUGGGACAGCCACUCCUCCCGUGACCGUGUCCCUUCAGCCCCUGAAACCCGUGGCGGCUCCUGGGUCAGUCACUCCUGCUACCUUGGCCCUCCAGCCGGUUAGACCCAUCGGGGCGUCGGGGAUGGCAACUCCCAUGACUCUGUCCCUUCAGACCCUGAGACCUGUGGUGGCUUCUGGCACGGGUCCUUCUCCCGUGACCGUGUCCGUCCCACCAGUGAAACCCGUGGUGGCUUCUGGAACGGCCACGCCCUCAGUGACCAUCUCCCUCCCGCCGGUGAAACCCGUGGUAGCUUCUGGGAUGGCCACACCCCCAGUGACCAUCUCCCUCCCCCCGGUGAAACCCAUGGUGGCUUCUGGGAUGGCCACGGCCCCAGCGAACAUGUCCCUCCAGCCCGCAAAGCCCUUGGUGGCCUCUGGAACGGCAUCUUCUCCCGGGACUGCGUCCGUUCCGCCGGUGAAAUCCAUGGUGGCUUCUGGGACGGCCAUCCCCCCAGUGACCGUGUCCCUCCAGCCUGUAAAACCCAUGGUGGCUUCUGGGACGGCCACUCCCCCAAUGACCGUGUCCGUCCAGUCUGUGAAACCUGUGGCAGCUUCUGGGAUGACUGCUUCUCCAAUGAUCGUGCCCCUCCAGCCCAUGAAACCUGUGGUGGCUUCCGGGAUGGCUCCUCCUCCUCCUUCAACUGUGUCUCUCCAACCCGUGAGGCCCUUGGUGGCUUCCGGGAUGGCCGCUCCUCCUCUCACGACUGUGUCCCUCCAGACGGUGAGACCCGUGGUGACUUCGGGGACAGCCGCUUCUCCGGCGACCCUGUCCCUCCAGCCAUUGAAGCCUGCGAUAGCUCCCGGGACGGCUGCUCCUCCCACGACCGUGUCGCUCCAACCCGUGAGACCCGCGGUGGCUCCCGGGACGGCAGUUCCUCCCACGACCGUGUCCCUCCAGCCCGUGAAGCUAGGUGCCACCCCUCAAGUGGCCACCACGGACCCUUCGAAGCCCGUCCUGGGGGCCCCGAUUCGCAUUAGACUUGCACAACCCAAUUGCCUGCUUGCACAGCCAGCCGCUACUCCACAGACUGUCAAAGUGAAACAACUCGUGGUCCACCCACCUGCAGCGGGCCCUGUGAAACCAGUGGCCACAGCACCAAAUUCCUCAGUGUUGACCGUUCAGAAGUCGGGACAAAAGAGGGUGCCUCUGAACACCCUAAUCCAGACCAAUCAAUUUCCUGCAGCUUCCAUUCUCAAGCAAAUUACCCUUCCAGGAAACAAAAUCCUGUCACUUCAUGCAUCUCCUAUGCCGAAAAAUAAAAUAAAAGAGAAUGGAACAGCGUCCUUCAGCUACGAAGAUGACAUCAACGACGUGACUUCCAUGGCCGGGGUCAACCUUAGCGAAGAAAACGCCUGCAUCUUAGCAACCAAUGCCAAGCUGGUUGGCACGCUGGUUCGAUCGUGCAAAGAAGAGCCUUUCCUCUUGCCCGCCAUCUUACAGAAGAGAAUUUUGGACACGGGUAGAAGGCAUGACAUUACGGAACUUAGCUCCGAAGUGGUGAACUUGAUCUCCCUAGCGACCCAGGAGCGAUUGCGAAGUCUUCUAGAAAAACUGACUGUAAUAGCCCAGCAUCGCAUGACAAGUUACAAGGAGAGCGAGAAGUACACCUUGGCUAAUGAUACCAGGUCACAGCUCCGCUUCCUGGAGAAGUUGGAUCACCUAGAGAAGCAACGGAAGGAUGAAGAAGAACGAGAGAUGCUCUUCAGAGCCGCCAAGAGCCGUUCCAAUAAAGAAGACCCAGAGCAGCUGCGAUUAAAGCAGAAGGCCAAAGAGUUUCAGCAGAUGGCUCUGGCGCAAAUGCAACAAAGAGACGCGAACAUCACAGCUCUGGCGGCCAUCGGACCCAGAAAGAAAAGACCGCUCAGCUCAAGCAUCGGACCUGGGAGCGAGUGCUCAAAUGGCACCAUGCUCAGCUCCGGGCUGUCCGGCGGGACGGUUGUCAAACAUUUGCAUCGUCCGAGAGUGACACGAGUCUGUCUCAGGGACCUGAUCUUCUGCAUGGAGCAAGAGAAGGAGACCAAGCACUCCUUAGCCUUGUACCAAGCUUUACUGAAGUGAGCCUGGACCCCCACCGUCAUCCCCAGCCCCACUCGGGCUGGCCCCUUCCAAAGACUCGGCCGACCCCAGGAGCCUGGCCGCCCUGCUCUGCCCUGAAGUGGCCAGGUGUGGGGUAGCCGGGCCCCUAGAAAGAUCCUUCGGCUACUCAGACCGGGGUGCGUAUUAGAUGGCGGACUCGGCACGUUUUGGAUGUCGGAGCCCGAGAUCGCGUCAUCGAGGCUUCCUGUCGGUGAGGAAGUGGCGUGCCCCCUCGGUCUCCCUGUCUGGGGGACUUCCCUCGGGCCGAUCACCAAGCUUUAGGUUACCGCCUGCUUCGCGCUUCCCAAACCGCCUUCGCCCGGGGCGUGCGUGGCACCUUCCUCCAGUUCAGCUUUCGAGGGGAGUGCUUAGCGUACCAGAUGUCUUUAACCCCCAGAUCGCCCAGAAUCGAUCUUUCAGUGCUGAGCCCAGCCCGGGAACUGCAUCACAGGUUGGGUUGAGGGGAGGGGCUCUCGGGGGGGCAGUCGAAACAGGCGAGCGAGGUUCCCUUUGGAGCCACUCGCCCCUCCCGAGUCCUUCCACGACCGACAAGGCCUGAGGAGUCAACCUCGGUCCCGGUAGCCGGGACGUGGGAGCCGUGAAGGUUCCUCAUGGCGUGAGGCGCGGCACGCUGGGAGAGAUGGUGCCAUAGAGCCGGACCGACAGAGAAGAGGAGGAUGGAAUAACAGCGGCGUGGGAAACUGCCGGAGUGGAGCACGGGGAAUCCAGAGCGGCCUGCAUGUUUUGCGCCCAGGAUAGGGUGGGUUAAAAUUCAUCCGCCAGAUGAAAAAUGUGCCUGGAAAGACGGCACCCUUCUGAGGAGGAAAUGGGCCUGCAGGAUGAAUAGUUUCCUCUUCGGGCCGCGCCUUGACGCUUCCCUCAGCAGCUGCCUGGAAUCAGCAUCGGUGAUGGGGCACUCUGGGGCGGUCAGAGCCACUUGAUUAUUUUUUUUUUUUUUUAUUUUUCCCCUCCGCGGACUACAACCCAGAAACACGGUUUCGACGUCUCUGGGCCUCUGCGGUGGGUUUGAAGCCUCCUUGUCCAGCAGAUGAGGGUAGCUGCAGCCAAAGUCCUCUCCUCUCCUGUCCCCGCAACUCCCCCAACCUUUUUCCAACCAAACCCUCAAUCCACUGGACCCCCGUGGCAUGAGGCUACUGGCCCCUCUGCCAGGGAAAGCAAUAGCAGGGAAGGCCUGGAAUUACCCCUUAUGUGGAGAAUGGGCUUCCCCAAAAGCUUGAAGAGGAGGGGAGCACUCGUUAGCUCAAGGAGCCUAUUUUUAUAUAUGAUGCAAAAAGCUUACUCUUAACCCAAUCCUCCCCGACUGGAACAUGCAGCCGUAGACCGCGGCAAUCUUCCGAUCAGUCCCUUUUUUUGGUUUUCUUUUGUUUCAGAAAUUAUUAGAUAAAGAAGCCAAUACCGGCAUGCUGUAUGAGACUGAAAUGAAUGUGUAGAAAAGGGUCGAGUUGGACUGGGGCCUGUGUUGGCAGGAUUCCGACACCACCCAAGCAAAGUUAUUUUCUAUAUCGAAAUGCUUACCUUUUACUUUAUUCGUAAAAGUACGGCAUUUUUUUCCAUAUUUGUGUACCAUGUCUUAUUGACCAGAUGUUUAAAAUUAUUUUAAAUAUGUCAUUAAAGGAAUUAUUUUAUUAGAAACGA